Messenger RNA from Cololabis saira (Pacific saury), 3987 nucleotides. RefSeq names its product asparagine synthetase domain containing 1 (gene asnsd1). The coding region runs from base 353 to 2197 and encodes 614 amino acids. Gene Ontology annotation, molecular function: asparagine synthase (glutamine-hydrolyzing) activity. The record is from RefSeq and is a predicted model, not a curated record. Lineage: Eukaryota; Metazoa; Chordata; Actinopteri; Beloniformes; Belonidae. The transcript is spliced from 6 exons.
GGUGUUUACACUUUUACACCACACUAAAGUGAGUUGGCUUGAAAUUAACAAAGUAUUGUAGCCUGUGAUCCUUCUUUUGUGUGUAUUUCGACUAAAAUGUCUUACAAAAGCCAGGACACCAAUGAUAAUUUGGAUGAACAGUCCGCGCUAAAGGAGGAACUGAGCAAAAAGUUAAAAGAGCAGAAAGUUGUUGUGUACGAACUCUCCAAUCUGAGGAAAAAUCGGAAAGUCUACAUCCAGCAGAGGAAUAGUAACAUAUUUUUCGUGGCUGACAGAAAUAUAACGCUGGCGGCAAGCAAAAAGGAAGUGGAUGAUAUGAAAAAGAUGCUGCAGGAUAUGUAAAACUGCAACCAUGUGCGGCAUCUUCUGUCUGUUGAGUCUGUCGUCUGCUCAGUGUGAGCGGGCCAAAACAGUUGAUCAAUAUCUCAGCAGAAGAGGACCAAACUCGAGCCAAGAUCUCACAGUAGCAGGCACAAAUUCUUGCUGUCAGAUUUCAUUUUCUGCCCAUGUUCUUCACAUGAGGGGUCUCCUUACCCCUCAGCCAGUUCAAGAUGAUGAUGGAAACAUCCUAGUGUGGAAUGGAGAGAUUUUUGGAGGGCUGCCGGUAAUGGUGGAGGAAAAUGACACAGCUGUUGUGUCCCGGAAGUUGUCAUCCUGCAAGAGCCCUUCAGAGAUUCUUACUGUCCUGUCUACCAUACAGGGACCAUGGGGGUUUGUUUACUACCAGAAAGCUGGAGACUACCUCUGGUUUGGCAGAGAUUUCUUUGGGAGACGGAGUUUGCUUUGGAAAUUUGAUGAAAAAAUAUGUGCUUUGACCUUGACAUCUGUGGCAGCCCAGAUUUCUACACCUGAUCAGUCAAACUGGAAAGAAAUUCCAGCAGUUGGUGUUUACCGGGUUGAUCUGAAGGCAUUUGCAGAAACUGGCUCAGUGGCAUUUCAAAUUUUUCCUUGGGUUAAUGCUGGAAAUGAUGUAAUCUCUCCUUGCAUUGAAAAUAUACUGGAGUCUUUUCCCAGUGGCUGCAAUGCUGUGAUGAACCAAGAAGGCCUUGCUCUCACCUCACCAGUGUUUCCUCUAAAUAUGUCCCUACCAAAGUCAAUAGAUAAGACAGAAAUCCAUCCAGAUGCACAUGUGUCUCCCAGUGAUCUGGAGGAGUUGCUGGCGAGCAGAGAGAAAACUGAUGAGGUGAACAAUCUGAUCAAAGUCCUGAGUGAAGCCGUGAGGCGACGUGUUCAGUCUCUACCUUUAAAGACACAAGACCAUUCAGCUCUUACAAGUGGCGGUGCCAGUGUUGCUAUACUCUUUUCAGGAGGUAUUGAUUCAAUGAUCCUGGCUGCCUUAGCUGAUCGCCACAUACCUGUUGAUCAGCCAAUAGAUCUCCUCAAUGUAGCAUUUCAACUACAGGAGCCAAAAAAGCAGAAAGAGUCGGCCAAAAAACUCAAAAAGCACAGAAAGAAACCCACAGAUUCCAAUAUUGAUCAGGCUGGCUCUCAAACAUUUAGUCCAUUUGAUGUUCCAGACAGACUUACUGGAAAAGCUGGACUCAAGGAAUUACAAAAUUUGGAUCCUGAAAGACAAUGGAAUUUUGUUGAAAUCAAUGUAACACAGGAAGAGCUGCAAAAAAUGCGCCAGGAGCACAUCUGCCAUUUAGUGUAUCCACUGGAUACAGUACUGGAUGAUAGCAUUGGAUGUGCAGUAUGGUUCGCUGCAAGAGGGAGGGGAAUCAUCCCAGAGGACAGUGACCAGAAGCCCUUCACAUCAUCUGCUAAGGUCAUUUUGACUGGAAUUGGAGCAGAUGAACAGCUAGCAGGUUACUCCAGGCACAGAGUACGAUUUAAGAUGUCUGGACAUGAAGGACUCAUCCAGGAACUGGCCAUGGAGAUAGGAAGAAUAUCCUCCAGGAAUUUGGGCAGAGAUGACAGAGUGAUCGGAGACCACGGGAAAGAAGCUAGGUUCCCCUACUUGGAUGAGGAUGUGGUGAGCUACUUGAACUCCCUGCCUGUGUGGGAGAAGGCUGAUCUGUCACUUCCACGAGGUGUUGGGGAGAAACUCCUCUUGAGACUGACAGCAAAGCAGCUCGGCCUCGGUCCGUCAGCCGUCUUUCCCAAGAGAGCCAUGCAGUUUGGCUCCCGCAUUGCAAAAUUGGAAAACAGCCAUGAAAAGGCCUCUGACAAAUGCACAAGACUCGUCACUGGGUAGAUUAUAAAGGUCAUUUAUUAGAAAAUAUUAAUUAGAAAAUUAUGUGUUUGUAUUAAAGAUAUAUUUACGGUCACAAUUGGUGAGAUACAUACAUUUGUUCGGUGUUCAUAAAAUUUGCAUAGAAUUUCAUAACUUAAUCUCUUCCGGUUAUGAUUUUACUUGUUAAUUCGUGUUUCCAUUAAACCAUGUAAGACUUAACAUUUUUAAGUUUUUCCCUGAAGUAAAGGUCACAUUCAAUAUAGGAAGGCAAGUUUCCAACAUCGAAACGUCCAGAUAUUUGAUGAAUGUAAACUGGUUUCCUGAGAGAGGAAGAAACAUGGGAAUUUGGACAUGUUAACUAAUAUACUUGUUCAAAAAAAAAGCCUUUUUUUUAAAUUUGGAGCAGAUAAUUCUUUGCAUAUAGAAGAAUGAUUUAACUCCCCACAAUGAUUCAGCAUUCAAGGCAUUUCAAGUACACUUUUUUUUAAGUGAAACUGAAUUUGCAAUGAAAGGUAGCACUGCAAUGUUGGUGAUUCCAUUAAACAGUGUUUUUCUCAAAGGACACAUUAAAGAAUUUGCUGGAUAACUUUCUGAUUUAAACCCAGACCCUAAAUGUUUAUCGACGCAGCAGAAAUUACCUGGGAAUGAGCCAAGACACAAAGUUUCCUGGAGCAUCUUUCUCUUCAAUUGGAGCAUCCUGCAGAUGAAAGAAAGCUGUGUGAUUGUUUUAAAAAAAAAACAAUUUGAAUUUGUUUUACAUUCCUUUUUUUACCUUCUUUUCCUUGAGAAAGGCGUCUAACAGAGGAAUCGCCUUCUUUGAGAGCACAUAGAAACAAGGACACUUUAAAGAAAAGAAAGAAACAGCUGUUGGUUCACUGAAAAUUUGAGGGGGGAAAAAAGCACUAUGAUUACGCCCCUUGUAUACGUCAGGCAUGAGGAAGGAAUACAGUCAACCUACUGCUCUCCUUGACUUGGUUUCUGAAGGAAGAGGUUUCUCCUUCAUACAGAGGACACGGAAAUCAUCGCCUACUUCCAAUAUACCAUAUUUAUGGGUUUCUGUGGAGACACAUGCACACAGUAUUUAUGUACUAAUGUGAACAACUGGUAAAACGUCCUCCAGCUGCUCUUUAUCAGUGUGGCUUUUUAAAACACUCACCCUCCUCUUUGCACUCGUAGGAGAGGAUCAAGCAGCUGUCUUCACUCUGUGCUUGCACAUCUGCAAACCCCUCUUUAACUUUCCCAAGGCUAAAGUCUUCUUUAAAAAGGGUAUCACUGUUUAGAUGUACAGAUUUACAUUUCAAAAAAACAUUCAACAUCACAUUUUAUCAUGUAUUACUUUUAGGUUAACAAAGAUUUACCCUCCAAUAACUACAACAUGGUCUUCAAUAGUAAAGUGCUGAACUGCAAGCUGCAGGCAGGCCACCGCACCCAGACGCUCCUAAACGGGAAAUGAGAUUAAUAUGAAAGUCAGGUUUAAUCAGUGAAACGUUGGUAGACGUGUUGUGUUUACGUCAUUGCUUCUUGUCUUGUCACUGAGAAUCUUGACGUUUGUGAAAUGUGCAGCCCAUUCUUCAAAUGCAGCCUGGUAAAGAGCGUUGGUCUGUGCACACAAGAGAAGAUUAGGUUGUGUAUGAAUUAACAUGUCGCAUAUGGUUGCCAACUCCCUGAAAAAUAAAUAAGGGACACCUCAUCGGCAGGGCCAGCUAACCCGAUUGCCUUCACCUUUCCUGGCGUAGUGAAUUUUUUUAGACCCUUUUUUUUUUGUGAGGGAAACGAUUUUUUUUUACUAUUUAACUCUAAGCUGAAUUGAA